AUGUUAUCUGCACAGUUGGUGUUCACCCUUCCGCUGGACAAAUGUGACGAGGAAGGCAGAACGUGUGAAAGGUGCCCUGCAGGUACGUAUCUGAAAUCAUGUACAUGUGUGCCCUGUUCUGAUGGAAGCUACACGACUGAUGAUAACAACUGUGAGGACAACUGCCAUCGCUGCUACAGAGACUGCAAACCAGAAUAUAAUUUGAAGGUGAUUCAAAAAUGCACACCCACAUCUAAUAUCAAGUGCGUCUGUGAGGACGGUUUCACGUGCACUCAAUGGACCUCAGACGGGCAGAACUGCAAAGUCUGUGAGAAAAUCCAAUACAAAACCACAACAGUAGCAGCAGCUGUAAUCACAAAUGAAGAUAAACAGACACCUUCCUCAGCUUCCUCAGCUUCCUCAGCAAGUACCAGCAGUUCUGCCGGACCCUGCCAAUUUCCCAAAUGUGGCCGUCAGCCUGUCACAUUGCCAGGAAAUGGCACAAUUUUACAAAGAGAAGAAAGGUACAGCAGUCACCUGGCAGCCAUCUUGUGUCCAGUGGUUGCUGUGGGAUGCGCUGCCUUUGUGAUCCGGAUCUGUCUCCGUUGUACCAGGGAUGAAACAUGUUUCAAGCAAGCUGUUGCUAAGGUGUGCAACAUGGGAGGCAGAGAUGCUUCUCACAAGUCGAAGGAGUCAACUCAUCAGUUCCCCAGAGACUCAUUCAGUGCAAGGCAGCAACCAUCGUCCCUUUCAGCAGCCAAUCUAGGUCCGGUCCACGUCCACAAUCCAGGGACGGUCAUCUUCAGCUUGCUUAGUCAGUUCACAGGCCAAGUUGGCGCAACCAGUGAAGUGGGGAAGACGGCUGAGAGAGUGAGCAGUGAAGAAGAUGACAAAAGCUGUCCUGAUUGUCAUCCCGCAUCCUCGCCCAGUGUUCACCUCUCCGAGGAGGAGAGGAGUGGAGAUGCUGAGAGCUUUAUUUUUCCCUCCCAGGAGCAGGGGAAGGACUGCCACAUGUCCAAAGAGGAGGCACUAUGAUACAUCUAAACAAAACAUCCCGGAGGAAUUGUGCUGUGGUAAUGCCUCCAGACUGUGAUAAACACGAUUUUAUUCAUGGAAGGAAUGGAAGAAAUGUGAAACCGCAGAUGACUCUGGAGCAGAUCCACCUUCCCCUGGAAAACUGGGGAUCUCUCUUUCUGCAGUGACAUUUCUGUCUGAAGGCUCUUGACAGACUCUGAACUUAAAUUCUAUGAAGCACAGCUGGGGGGUGAUCUGCUUUGUAAGUUAUUUUUUAUAAUCUAGUGUAAAUACUCUGUUUUCCAUAAUGAUAUGCGGCUGUUUAAUGUUAUACCUAAA
Molecule: messenger RNA, 1332 nt
Organism: Scomber japonicus (chub mackerel)
Lineage: Eukaryota; Metazoa; Chordata; Actinopteri; Scombriformes; Scombridae
Exons: 10
Coding region: 1-1014 (337 amino acids)
Molecular function (GO): protein binding
Source: RefSeq, a predicted model, not a curated record